AUGGCUCGGAAACCCUCAAGCGCGACUACGACAUCGAGUUCAAUAACUGAGGAACCCAUUGCACCUGGAUUCUUAUUAAAGUACCUCAAUCCUGCCCAGCUAAAGGCUGUCCAGCAUGAGGCUUCAAUCCCUUUGCAGAUCCUGGCAGGUCCUGGGAGCGGGAAAACGAAGGUCCUGACAUCUAGAAUUGCCUAUCUAAUCCUUGUCCACGGCGUACCUCCGGCUGCCCUGUGCGCUGUUACAUUCACUAACAAAGCCGCGAACGAGAUGCGUUCGCGGUUAUGUAAGUUAAUCGGCAAUGAGAAGACGACGAUGUUGAAACUGGGAACGUUCCACUCAAUCUGCGCAAGGUUUCUCCGCAUGUACUCGUCUGCGGUUGGCCUCAUAGACAACUUCACAAUAUGUGAUGCUGAGGAGAGCAAGAAACUGAUAAUAUCCUUGAUGAAGCCCUACAAGGACUAUAUGGUUAAGCAUAAUAUACUUUUAACGGAGGGAUCCGCUGCCGUAGGCAUUUCAAAGGCCAAAGCCAAAGGCAAAACUGCUGCAGUGGUUCUAAAGGAAGCGGAAGAGAAGGACUUGAAGCGAAGACGGGAGUACCCUGUGAGACGAGAAGAGGACGUGAAGAGUAUUGAUCGGAUAUUGGCGGAAGUCUAUGUGGGCUAUGAAAAGAUCCUUCAAGACAAUAAUGCACUUGAUUUCGAUGAUCUACUCAUCUACGGCGUGCGCUUAUGUACCCAACACCAAGAAUCUGUUUUGUGGUGCAAGCACAUUCUGGUUGAUGAAUUCCAGGACACAAAUACCAUGCAAUAUGAACUCAUGAAAGCUAUUGGAAUCAGACAUUGCCUUACAGUUGUUGGAGACCCUGAUCAAUCGAUCUACGGGUGGCGCUCAGCUGAGGUUGGAAAUUUGGGUCAGAUGAGAGAAGACUUUCCCGGCACACAGCAAAUAUUCCUGGAGCAGAACUAUCGUUCUACUGCUGCCAUUCUUCGUUCGUGCCUCGCCAUCGUUUCCGAAGACACAAAUCGCAUCGCCAAAUCUCUCCACACGACACAUCCACUCGGAACAACUCCAUUUCUAUGCUCUUUCGGGGACGAGAAGGAAGAGGCAGGUUUCAUUGCCGCCGAAAUCAAGCGAUGUGUCGCCAAUAUGGGAGGCGUGUUGAAGUGGGGUGACUUCGUAAUUCUCAUGCGCUUCAACGCUCUUUCACGCCCUAUCGAGAGCGCUCUGCAAAAGGAAGGCAUACCUUGCAGAAUUCUCGGUGGCCAUAAGUUCUUUGAACGAAUGGAGAUCAAAGAUCUCCUCGCCUACCUCCAGCUUAUCGAUAAUCCAAGCUUCAAUCCCGCGUUUCUUCGAGUUGUUAAAAUACCCCCACGAGGAAUAGGCGACAGGUCAAUCGAAGAAAUCGCAGCCCAAGCUUCGAAGCUGAAGAUUUCGCAAUUGGAACUCGUCGAAAGGAUCCACGAUGGCAAAGUUCCAGAUAUUAAACCCCCGAUUAAACGAAAACUGGUUUCGUUUGUCAAGGCAAUUCGCGCCCUACGAGCCCUAGACGAAGAGAACACUCUCCCUUCGGAAAUGAUUAGAAAAUUGCUUGACUUGAUCAAUUAUGAAGACUACUUGAAAAAGUCGCAGCAAGAUUGGGAGAGCAGAUGGGAGAACGUGAAGGAACUCAUCACAUUCGCCAGCGAGGUGGAAACUGAAGGACCAAAGCACGAUUUCUCAGUUAUUGAUGCCGACGGAAAUCCAAUCGGCCCAGCCGAAGAACAGACAAUUCUUCGGCAAUUCUUGCAGUCAUCUAUGCUUUCCACAGAGGGAGACAAUGAGACUGAAGACGAAAGUAAAGAUAAAGUCACACUAUCGACGUGCCAUUCAGCGAAAGGUUUAGAAUGGCCAGUGGUUAUAAUUCCGUCAGUUGACAACGACACCUUUCCUUUCUACCGAACAGAAGACAUUGACGAAGAACGACGUCUUUUAUAUGUGGCAUGUACUCGAGCUCAGACCCUCCUUUAUCUUCUUUAUUCCGACAAGAGGCAAGUUGCUGGCAAGACAAAGAACAAAGGUCUCUCCGAAUUCGUUGAUGAUGUGAAGCAAAAGGACGACACGUUGUUCACCCACGACGUGCCGCUUUUUGCUCCUGAGAGCCGGGCAGUGAUUUCCAAAGUUCUGGAAAGGCCACUUCCAGAGGAAGCUGAAAUCAAACGUCGAUUGGCGGAGCUCGACUACGAAGGCGACCGUGUCCGACCGUUCUUCCAAACGUCUAACGGAUUUGUGUCCACCGUCUCCCUAGCUGGCACAAAAAGAUCCAUUAUGAACGUACCUCUUAACCCAGUAAACGCAAGCGCCAUAUAUGCUGCUCCAGACGCCCUUGCUACUAUUUCUGCUACAUUCAUGAAAGAUUACAACAAAAAAGUACCAUUCAGCAAAUCCAAGCGAUACGCCAAACCUUCAGCCUCUCUGAAUAAUUCAUUUGCAACAGCAGCUGCCCUGCAUCCAGCCUCAAUGGGUCUGUUGCAGCAUAUAGACGUCUUCACUGCCUUCGAUGCCGAUAGAAGUGCCCAUCCACAAGGACAUAAUCCUGAAUCCUCGAGGCCAGGGCCUCGGGACAUUUUCCAACCCCCAUGUCAAACCCUUGCUCAUUGGAGUAUGCCCCGUUCCCAACCUUCCUUUUCGACUAAUGCUACUGUCGUCUCUGCCCCAGCUCAUCCGCAGAACCGCACGUUCCAUUUACACCCUUCUCUUACAAGUUCGGCUCCUCUUGCAUCGGGUUCGGUCGCUUCAAAUGUCGUGAAGCGGAAGGUUGAACUGACCGCAGGCAACUCUCAACAAGCCUCCGCCAAAAUGCAAUCUACUGGACCGUUCCUACAUCCUCAUUACGACCAAAAUCGUCUGCCUGGCGAAUGCAGUUCCAGACCGUCUGCUCGUGUUGCCUCAAAGCCGCCAAAAAUACAGAGAACCAUCCCACCCACACCAUCUUACGAAACGCCGUCCGUUUCAGUGAUUUCGUCUACCAUGGCCUCAUCACCGCCGAGGGCAUCACAUUACACUCGCCCUUGUCCCGUCUCCGACCUUCCAAGUCUGCAAAGCCUUCCGCGGAUACAACCUUCGAAUUCUCCCCAGACUAACUCUCUAUCUGCACCUCAGACAGUGGGCGUGAAACGGCGAUUAGGAAUGGGCCGCACUACUACUGGGUAUUCUAACAAGAAAUUCAAACCCCCAUUAUGA
Messenger RNA from Cyclocybe aegerita, 3219 nucleotides. The record is from the annotation of a GenBank genome assembly. Lineage: Eukaryota; Fungi; Basidiomycota; Agaricomycetes; Agaricales; Hemipholiotaceae.